Messenger RNA from Hyposmocoma kahamanoa, 5687 nucleotides. RefSeq lists its product as uncharacterized. Bases 1 to 4947 code for a protein of 1648 amino acids. NCBI's taxonomy places the organism in Eukaryota, Metazoa, Arthropoda, Insecta, Lepidoptera, Cosmopterigidae. The record is from RefSeq and is a predicted model, not a curated record. Gene Ontology annotation, biological process: protein dephosphorylation. Gene Ontology annotation, molecular function: protein tyrosine phosphatase activity. The transcript is spliced from 4 exons.
AUGCACUACCUAUGUGAGGGCUGUGGUAUGUGGUGGGGGGCGUGGGGGUGGUGGGGGGCGUGCGCGGGCGCGGCGCUUGCGGCGCUGCUGCUGCUGCUGGCCGCCAGACGCCGCAGGAAGCACGCGCCGCGCCCGUUACACAAUACUCUUGUGCAUCAGGUGCACAUAGUUCGGGACGCGCUACCGCCGGUCACGCGCCGCGUGCAACCUCCGCCCGGUUUCGCACCGCGCGCUGCCUGCACGCUAUUGGCUGCUCCCCCACCCCCGCCUGACGACCUCCCACCUAACCCACCGCACAUAGUUAUCGUCCAAAACUCAACGCAAAACACUAUUGCACAAAGUUCACAAGUCUCACAACCGUCCACUUCACAAAGCAACCCAGCCAAUUCCACUUCUGAUUAUAGGGGCAUCCCUAAACUACCUCUGCCCGAACAGUGGAUUCACAAGCGACCAUUCGAGUAUAAAUACCCAGCUAUUCCUAGACCUUUAGUCCAGAUCAGUACCGAAUUGACUAUACCCAGACCUUUAUGUCAACUUAAUCAGGAUUUAGGCGCGGAGCUGAACCAGGAAUUGAGAGCGAAGAAAUACAGUGCAACUCGAUCUCCUUCGUUGGAAAAAGACGAUAAAAGUCCGUUUUUGGGAAGUGCUAAAUCAGUUGAAAACGAGGUUUUCGGUUUCGAUGCUGAUAGUGUAGUGAAAUUGGAAACAGAGAUGAUGUCACCAAAGGAAGAUGAAUCACCGAGUAACUUGAGAAGGUUCCGAUCUGUCAGUACAAGAUUAAACAUGUGCAGUGUUACCGAAGCUCAUGAAAGUCAACAAGAAAGGCUGGAGAUGCAGAAUUCCCCGAGAGUUCUCGAAUGCAGUUCUGCGAAAGAAAAAUCUUCGACGUCCAGGUUCGAUUUUUCGCCCAAACUUUUAUCAGACAGUAUAAGUUCACCACGUUUCUUUACUCCCCCGGAAACUGUAUCGCCUUUGUUUUUCCCGGAACCUUCUCCUAUAUCUGUUUACUACGAUACAGUGAGGUCGCCUAAGUUUUUCCCAGAAACUCCCAGGGAUACUGAAGUACCACAGUCUCCAAAAGCUUUAGGAGUACAUUUAAAUAGAAAUGGAUUUGAGAAACCUUCAUCUCCCAGAGUUUUAAGUGCAAAACCUAGUCCAAAAAUCCAUAGUUGUAAUAAGGAAAAUUAUUUUACUUUCGAACCCGUUGUAAUGGAAGAACUGAAUAGAGCUCGACCUAAAAAGUAUGUAGGGCGAAAUUCAAUUGAAAAAGAAAGGUUUACACCACCAGCCGAUAAAGAAAUAAAGAAAUACAGACGCCAUAAUAGCUGCGAUACAAAUUACAAAAAUGUGGAACUAAAUAUAACUAAUUAUGAUGAUAAUAAGGUAGAAGUAAAGGCGGAAAUCAUAGCCAAGGAAAUUGAAGAAAUGAGCAAAGAUGAAGUAGAUUGUUGUGCCAAAAUGGAAACAUUAAAAAUCGAUAAAGAACCAGAAAAAUUGGACUUGAUACCAACGCAUUCGAGUACAGAACACAUGAGACGACAAAGAUUAAAAUCGAUAUCUUUAGAUUCGGACAACGCGAAAAUUAUAGAGCACAAUUUAGGUUUACCAAUUGCUAAACAGAUGAAAGAUCAAAUGAACGAAGCAUAUAAAAAUCAGGAUGUUAGCACAUCUUGUGAGAGCAUGGGUUACCCGAAAACGCCGCAGAGCGAAAAACCAAUAUUUAAAUUUGAUGAUGAACCAAAAGACAAAGUAGAGGAUGAACCUAAAUCACCAGAUCUUGUUAAGAAAAGUUUAAGACAGAGUUCCGAUAUGCAGUCGUUCUUAGACAUGCCCAGAUUUUCCCCAAAAGAAUUUGAAAUUACAGUCACUUCAGAAGAUGGAGCAACUACAACAGCCGAAACGCAAACGAAACGAAAAGGAAAGAACCUACGAAAUUUAACUAUCGAUUUAACGAUACGAGAUAGCGAAUUAGAAAAAGAAUUACUUGAAUUUGAAAAGCUUUACGAAGAAAAGAAAGUUAAAACACCAACUUUGAAAGUGAAAGCUACCUCUCUGGACUCCUCUGAAACUGUAAACCUUUCAUUGCCACAGAAGAAAACUUUGGAUGUGCCGCAAAACUCUGUUUCAGUACCAAACACUCCAAAAAGACAGAUAAAGAGGAUUUUGGCACAAAAGAACUUGAAACACGAUUUCGGAGGUGGUAAAAUGGGCUUUAACACUUUACAAUGCAAUGCAGAACGCCGACUUUACAUGAAAGGUCAAGAUUCUGGUAUAUUUUUAAGAGAGAACCAUGCAAGUCUCAUGCUAUAUCAACCAGGUACAUCUCGAAUGGGAUCCAGAACUAUGGGAUCAUUCGACGAGAAUAUGACGGAUUUUACUGAAAAUCCUCCAGAGAUUAACAUCUGUGGUGCUGACAAUCGCCUCCAGGUUGAAUCGGGACAUAUGCUUGGGUCUAAUCUUUUGAACUACAAACAGAACCUAAGCGUAUCAAGCACUAAUCUUAAAACUUUACCAGAAGGAGUCCCGUCAGACGAUUUCGAACCGACAGAAGAUGAGAAGGUCGUCAAAAAGUUACACAGAAGGAAUUCGAAUCAAAGUCUCUUGCUAAGCACGCAUAGUUUACAAAGUUCCAACUGUUCGUUAAAUAGUUCUGGCGCGUCUUGUCAUAAUUUAACUACUGUAAGAACAAGUAUUAGCAAUUUUAGCCUAAAUUCAGAUGGACGACAGAAGAAACUGACCUUAGAAAGGAGAGAUUCGAACACAAUGCUGAAUACUGAACAUUUGACACCAACAACCAGGGUUAUUUGCUCUUCAAACACUAAUUUAAGUGGAGAAGUGUCUAAGAACUGCCUUUUACAACGUAGAGGUUCAAACAACAGCCUUACCUUAAACAUAUGCUCAUCGAACAACCUAAGCAGGCAUUCAAGUAAUAGUUCUUUGAACAAAGACGCAAAGCCUCCUCAGAAAAAAGGUUUGCUAGAACGGCGAAGUUCUAAUACAAGUCUUACAUUAAACAUCAAUAACUCUAACCCACAAUUAUCUGUGAAUCGGAGCUUGAGCAUCUCAAAUUAUAAUCUAAACGGUUCAACAUGCAACUUGAGUAGAUAUAAUAGCAAUCAUAGCAUUGAUAACCCAACGACAGAACCUAGGAAAGGUAUCUUAGAGCGACGUAGUUCUAAUACUUCUCUAACUCUUAACAUACAACAACCUCAAGAACCAAGAGAUUUGGAAAUUGACGAAAAUCUUAUAGAACCUAACCUAAAUAACCUGCCCCAUAGAGAUAAACAUAGAAAAUCUUUAAGUACAGAAAACUUAAUUCCAAAGUCUUACAAGAGUCGUGGUAGACGUAAUAAUGACAAAGGAAUGGGCUUUGGUUCUCAUGACAAUUUAUGGUCAGCAUCGUUCUCCACAGACCAGGAAUACACCCAAAAUCUGACUUACGUAGGCGGUGAUCAGGAGAACGAGAUUAUUUAUGCGUUUGGCAGGCAGGAAGAUCCGAAUUUCCAACAAGGUUUCGUCAGGAAUAUAACUACAAAACCGCUGAGUCCACAAAGUACAUCUGAAGACUUUAGAUUAUAUUUGGCAAAUAUGCAGCAUCUGCAAAAUGCUUCAAGUGUUCUCUCCCGCCAACAAUUAAGAGACUUGAACGACGUUUUCCAGAACGGAUACUCGAAAGUUAAGUGCCACAGUACUACAGAAGGUCAACACUGCUGUUCGAACCGUGUGGAUUCAGACAUAUCUAAAGAAAAUCCACAAAUGGUUAUACCAGAAUUAGCACAACCAUGCUCAGAAUACCAGAAAAUGUUGUUACGAAAUUUGCAUCAAGAAUUUUGGGAUAUGCCAACGAAUUUUCAAGAGAAACCUAUAGUUUCUGGGUCACAUCCUAAGAAUAGGUAUAAGACGAUUUUGCCCAAUGAACACUCGAGGUUUAUUCUGCGAUCUAACGCCGGUGUGGCCAGCGAAGGAUACAUUAACGCCAAUUUUAUUAAGGGGCACGAAUAUGCGAAAAACAGCUACAUCGCCACUCAAGGUCCACUCCAGAAUACGAUCUACGAUUUCUGGUUAAUGGUCCUUCAGAACAAUCUAAAUUUCUGUGAACAACGCCCUCACGACCCUGGUCCUUCGAGUACGAAUUUUGGUGUUCAAAAACUCGUCAUGUUGACGAAUUUCAUCGAAAACAAUAGACAGAAGUGUGAAAAGUACUUUCCCUUAGAACUAAACGAGGAAGAAACUUUUUACAGUCCUGUUUACACCGAAUCCACAAGUUUCUUCGAUGAUACUGAAAUGCUAAAUAACAGAUUUAUUAUCAAAAACGUGGGUAUGGUGAAAAAACCGGGCUACACAAUUAGAAAACUUAACGUAAAAUACGAUGUUAAUCUUAAAAGUGUAAGUGAACACAGCGGUAGUGAACAAUAUGGUGAAGGUGCGUGUGCAGUGAACACCAGUGAAAUAACAGUGCAUCACUAUUGGUUCCACAAUUGGGCCGAUCAUAAGUGUCCUAAAGACGUGAAUGCUUUACUAAAUCUAAGUUUGGACGUCCUGAGAGACACGAAAUAUGAUUUUAGUGAGACAAACGAAGUUGCCCAAGAUAUUUGUCAGUGCGAAAGUCCCAAAGCGGAUUCAAAGUUCGUCUUUCCACCACUGGAGACGGAAGGAAAGAAGUGUGAAAUUAAUUUUGAUGUCGGUACGUCAAUACCUUUAGAUUUUUCAUUAGACCAUGCACCUCCUAUAAUAAUUCACUGUUCAGCCGGUAUAGGCAGAACAGGAUGUCUCAUAGCCAUCUUAAAUGGUAUCAAACAAUUGAUAAAUGAACAGAAAGUGGACGUGUUAGGUAUAGUGUGUAAUAUGCGGCUAAAUAGAGGAGGCAUGGUACAGAAUUCUGAACAAUAUGAAUUAAUACAUAAAGUACUUUGUUUGUUUGAACAAGCGUGUUUGCCAGCGUUAUAGUUUCGUCGAUAAAAAUACAAGAGUUACUGAAUUUAAUCGGACAUAAAAUGUCAAUGCUUAUAAAUAAGUUUAUACUAACUGUAGCUCCAUACAAAAGUAGCAGCGCGUCUUGUAUGUGUGCGCGCCCGCCGCGUCUCGUAUACGGACGCACACACAUAAUUUAAGGAUGCUCUAGCGUUGCACAACACUAGUCGUCUUAACCGCUUCGGUUAUUGGGAACUAAAGAGAAGCCGUUUUUCGGCGUCGGGAAGUGAGCGUGUCUUACAGCUCCGCCACUAAUGAGGAGAUUUGGUAAUGGAUUUUAGAGUCCAUCGACUUAGCGGUGGCAACCGCUAGUUGUGCAAUACGCAACGGGGUGCCUACAGCUCCGGUACUUAUCUGGAAAAUAGGGUGGGUAUUGUACGAGCACCCAAGGCGGCUCACCGGAGGCACCAUCCUCUCGAGAACCGGUUGAAGUCUGUGACAACGGUGUGUGACAACCUUGUACACUGGCUGAUCUGGGGGUCGAUUCAGAACGUUACGAUAAUUCAGUUGUCGACCGAUUCGAUGUGCUAUCGUACGAUUUCUUUUAAUUUUUAUUCACAACACCCGAAUCGAACGUCUAACAGUCGUAUUCGAAACGGAACCGAAAUUACGUCACACUCAAACGAUUACUUCAACUUCUCGACCGGCAAAGGCUACAAACGUUACUCAGAACACAGUUAUCGAAUGUAAGUUACCAACUAUAUACUACCAACCUC